Molecule: messenger RNA, 2356 nt
Organism: Sphaeramia orbicularis (orbiculate cardinalfish)
Lineage: Eukaryota; Metazoa; Chordata; Actinopteri; Kurtiformes; Apogonidae
Gene: tapbp.1
Product: TAP binding protein (tapasin), tandem duplicate 1
Exons: 8
Coding region: 147-1475 (442 amino acids)
Biological process (GO): antigen processing and presentation of endogenous peptide antigen via MHC class I
Cellular component (GO): membrane
Source: RefSeq, a predicted model, not a curated record
UUUAAAAUUGACGGACACAUGAAGCAGAUGAAAGUGAAACUAACAUGAAGGAACAUUUAGGGGAAAACCACUGACAUAAACCUACAUGUUCUGUGUCAGAAACAGCUAAAAAAGACAAACUGAGAAGAAACAGAAGACAGGCAACCAUGACGAACUUCUCUACAAUUUACAAACUGUCCCUGGUCGCCGUUGUUUAUCUCAUCCAAGUGUGUGGUAGCAGCUGUCCUGUGUUGGAGUGCUGGUUUGUGCAAGAGAAAGCAGGUCGAGGUGGAGGUUUAACAGGGGCUACGAGCCAGGAAAAAUCCCUGCUUCACAUCAGGACAGAGUCACACAUCCACAAUGACAAAUCCCAUAAGGCACCAGCUGACAUCAGCCCUGACAGAGUCUACUUUAUCACCGACCCAGCUGGUUCUCUGUGCCACAGCUCUCUGAACCCCCCCAGAGGAUCCAUCAAGAAACCCCAGUGUGAGAUCAACCCCUUCCUGCCACAGCCCUCCUCUCUUAAAUGGGUUGCUCCGCUCACAGAGUCCGCUCUCAGCCCCUUAUAUCUUCAGGCUGAUUGGAUUUCAGCUGCUCUUCAGGGUCUCGACAAAGAGAUGACCAUAACCAGCAUCAUGCGCGCUCCCACAUCAACCAAAGAAAACAACGUCAUCCUGAGUGUGACCAGUAAAACAGUCUCAGUCCAGUCCAGACUUGGAGAACCGGUGCUGCUGGACUGUGGCUUCUGGGUUGACCCUUCCUCGCCGCUGUCUGGGUCGGGUUUUGCAGUUGAGUGGCGUUACCAGUUCAGAGGCAAUGGGCGGUUGGUUCUGGCUUACGAUGGCAAGACGGACCGUUUGGCUGAAACACAGGAGGAAGGGGCCACGCUUGACUUUGAGGCUUUGCACCGUAACGGAAAUGCAUCUCUGAUCCUGCAGGAAGCCAAAGUGCGUCACUCUGGGACGUAUAUUUGUACGGUGUAUCUGCCGUACCUUCUGGCUCAGGUGGCACUGGAGCUGGAGAUUGUAGAGCCUCCAUCCCUCUCCAUCCACCCCUCCCCUCUGCCCCUCACUGUCCCAGGCCAGACCCUGACUGUCCAGUGUGAGGCGUCCGGCUUUGCCCCUCUUUCCCUGGAAUUUAGCUGGGAGUUUAAAGGCGCUGACGGGAAGUCCAGGCAGCUGGGAUCUGCCGGUGUGACGGGCCACAGGCAGGCCUGGGAUGGCACCUACAGCCAGAGCUCAAAACUGGAGCUGGAUUCAUCAAAACUGGACCUGGGCAGAGGAGGGGAGCUCACCUGUGUGGCUGCGCAUCUGGGAGGAACCCAACGGGCCAGUGUGACUCUGAACGUCAUCGGUUUCAGUACUCCAUCCAUUGAGGACUCGAUGGCGAUGGUUGGUGUGGCCCUUGUACUCUAUGGUCUCAUCAAGUUUGUCUCUUGGACCUUUACCAGUUCAGAUGCAGAUGAGGCUGAUAAACAAGAUAAGAAAGAGAAAUAGAAAUGAAGACGACGGUAGAAGUGGACAUGUGAUCCAGAAACAUCGAAUACAACUGUUGGUGCAUAUGGGAUGGGGUUUCAGCAGUGACUGUUUUUCGUUUUAUAUUUGCUCUUUUUUGCAGCUAGAGCAGUGAUAAAUCUAUUAUUGGGUUUUUCAAAGGACCAGAAGAAAGUCUCCUUGAGCUUAUUUGUUUUAUUUUACUUUUUAUUUUCUGUUUUGCUAUGACAGUAAUUAAUGUGCAUGGAUUAAUUUUUUUGUCUCACUUGUGUCGAUGGAAGAUUUUUCCACCUUAUUGAAAAGUUCUGAGUUGACUUCGAGCAUCAUGUUCUUCAAAUGGUAUAUAAUAUUUGGGUCAUCCUAUUUAUAUAAUGAAUUAUGUCACAGCCACUGGGAAAAAAAAUAGAGAAUAUGUAGAUUUUUGAGUCGGUAAUGUGCUUUAAUAUCAUCUUCAGUUUGGUCUCGCAAAUACCUUUGUGUUCAAAGGAGUAUGAAAGAGAAAAAUCAAAUCAAGUCGGUUUUAUUUGUGUAGCCAAAAGUCAUACAUUUGCACCAAGAACUUUACAGUAUGUACAAUAUACAAAAAUGUGUCUAUAGACCAUACAUAAGAAGACCCAGAAGAUCAUCCCUAUCUAGGCUAAACCGCCCAAGUGAAUUCUGUAAAUAGACUUUAUCAAGUAUGUGAAUAUUUUUGAUAGCUUUCUUAUUUUUCUGUUAUUUUGUGAUUUUUUUUUGUGGAAUACAUCACUCUUGUAAGUUCUCAAUAUGGUAAGAAGGACGCUUGGCUGUAAAUUUUACUGGUAAAUAAGAAGAAAAUGUCACAAUUCAAAACAAUAAUUACUUGAGUGGGUACUUUGUGUCUGAAUAAAAACUUACUUGUUGAA